GACGAGGAAGAUAAAUAUUAGAGAAACAAAAGUCCAGAAUGCUAAGGCUGCCACUCUCACUUCCUCUGGCCCCUUAAGCCAGCACUGCUUUGAAUACAGUCAUUACCGUGGGGCACCGAGCGGGGGAGAGAACACAGCAGCAGCUCCGAGGCUGCCCUGGCGGGCAGGCUGUUACGGUGCGUCAUGCUUUCACAGGGCCCCUUCUGGGCACAGAAAAUGCCAGGAUGAUGCCGCCCACCCGCCUGGCUGGGACUCUGAUCCCAGCCAUGGCCUUCCUCUCCUGCCUGAGACCCGAGAGCUGGGACCCUUGCGUGCAGGUGGUUCCUAACACUACUUACCAAUGCAUGGACCUGAAUCUCUACAAAAUCCCUGAGAACAUCCCCACAUCAACCAAGGAACUGGACCUGAGCUUUAACCCCUUGAAGGAGUUAGGCAGCCAUAGCUUCUCCAACUUCCCAGAACUGCAGGUGCUGGAUUUGUCCAGGUGUGAAAUUGAGAUGAUUGAAGAUGAUGCAUAUCAGGGCCUCAACCAUCUCUCCACCUUGAUAUUGACAGGAAAUCCUAUCAGGAGCUUAGCCCUGGGAGCCUUUUCUGGACUCUCCAGUUUACAGACGCUGGUGGCCGUGGAGACAAAGCUUUCAUCUCUAGAGAAGUUCCCCAUUGGACAUCUCAAGACCUUGAAGGAGCUUAAUGUGGCUCAUAAUCUUAUCCAUUCCUUCAAGUUACCCGAGUAUUUUUCUAAAAUGCCCAACCUGGAGCACUUGGACCUUUCCAAUAACAAGAUCCAAAAUAUUUCUCAUGAAGACUUGCGUGUGCUACAUCAAAUGCCCUUACUCAACCUUUCUUUAGACUUGUCCCUGAAUCCUUUAGAGUUUAUCCAACCAGAUGCCUUUAAAGAAAUUAAGCUCCAUAAACUGACUUUGAGAAGUAAUUUUGAUAGUAUAGAUGUAAUGAAAUCUUGUAUUCAAGGACUGGCUGGUUUAAAAGUCAAUCGGUUGGUUCUGGGAGAAUUUAAAAAUGAAAGGAAAUUGGAAAGAUUUGACACAUCUGCCCUGCGCGGACUGCACAAUUUGACGAUUGAAGAAUUCCGGUUAGCAUACAUUGAUAAUUACAGCUCAAAGGAUUCUAUUGAUUUACUUAAUUGUUUGGCAGAUAUUUCUAAAAUUUCUCUGGUGAGUCUGGAUUUAGGCAAUCUAAAAGAUUUUCCUAAAGGUUUCGGAUGGCAAGACUUCGAAUUGGUUAACUGUAGAAUUGAAGGAUUUCCCACAUUGGAGCUCACCUCUCUCAAAAGGUUGGUUUUCACUUCCAACAAAGAUAUGAAAUCUUUUAAUGAAGUUAAGCUACCAAGCCUUGAGUUUCUAGAUCUCAGCAGAAAUCGCUUGAGUUUCAAGUCCUGCUGUUCUGAGGCUGAUUUGAAGACAACCAGACUGAAGCAUUUAGAUCUGAGCUUCAAUGAUGUUAUUUCCAUGAGUUCAAACUUCAUGGGCUUAGAGCAACUAGAACAUCUGGAUUUCCAGCAUUCCACUUUGAAACAGGCCAGUGAUUUUCCAGUAUUCUUAUCCCUCAAAAACCUCCGUUAUCUUGAUAUUUCUUACACUAACACCCGAGUUGUCUUCCAUGGCAUCUUUGAUGGCUUGGUCAGCCUCCAAGUCUUGAAAAUGGCUGGCAAUUCUUUUAAGGACAACUUCCUUCCAAAUAUCUUCAGAGAGAUGACUAACCUGACCACCCUGGACCUUUCUAAGUGUAACCUGGAACAGGUGUCCCAGGAGGCAUUUUGCUUACUCCCUCGACUUCGGGUGUUAAAUAUGAGUCACAAUAACCUCCUGUUCUUGGAUAUGCUUCCUUACAAACCUCUCCAUUCCCUCCAGAUUCUGGAUUGCAGUUUUAAUCGUAUUGUGGCCUUCAAGUGGCAAGAACUGCAGCAUUUUCCAAGUAGUCUAGCUUCCUUAAAUCUUACUCAAAAUGACUUUGCUUGUGUUUGUGAAUACCAGAGUUUUCUGCAGUGGGUCAAGGACCAGAGGCAGCUCUUGGUGGAAGUUGAACACUUGGUGUGUGCAAUACCCUUACAGAUGCGGGGCAUGCCCGUGCUGGGUUUUAACAAUGCCACCUGUCAGAUUAGCAAGACUAUCGUUGGCGGGUCGGUUUUCAGUAUACUCAUGGUUUCUGUCAUAGCAGUUCUGGUCUAUAAGUUCUAUUUCCACCUGAUGCUUCUUGCUGGCUGCAAAAAGUAUGGGAGAGGUGAAAGCAUCUAUGAUGCCUUUGUUAUCUACUCAAGCCAGGACGAAGACUGGGUGAGGAAUGAAUUGGUAAAGAACUUGGAGGAGGGGGUGCCCCCCUUUCAACUCUGCCUUCACUACAGAGACUUCAUUCCUGGUGUGGCCAUCGCCGCCAACAUCAUCCAGGAAGGUUUCCACAAAAGCCGGAAAGUUAUUGUCGUGGUGUCCCAGCACUUCAUUCAGAGCCGAUGGUGUAUCUUUGAGUAUGAGAUUGCCCAGACCUGGCAGUUUCUGAGCAGUCGUGCUGGCAUCAUCUUCAUCGUCCUGCACAAGCUGGAGAAGUCCCUGCUCCGGCAGCAGGUGGAGCUGUAUCGCCUUCUCAACAGGAACACUUACCUGGAGUGGGAGGACAGUGUCCUGGGGCGGCACAUCUUCUGGAGACGACUCAGGAAAGCCUUGCUGGAUGGUAAACCGUGGAGUCCAGCAGGAACAGCAGAUGCAGCAGAAAGCAGACAACAUGAUGCAGAAACCUCUACCUGAGGAGGAAAAACUCCUGAGGUGCUUCUUGCCCAGCUGGACCCAAUACUUGUUCAGUUAACAACUAUUAAAUGCUGCAACAUACCAGGCAUUGUGCUAGGGGCAGGUGAUUCUGUCGUGCACAAGAUACACAGGACUGCUAAUCCCUUUGAGUUUACAGUGCAGAGGGAAUAAAUGCCGUGCUAAAAUACAGAACCUCCAGGGGGAUGUUUUAACCAAGUCAGCUAAGGAGUCCGUGCCAGGGAAAGUCAACUCAACUCUUACCCCAUCAAAAUGAAUCAGAACUGAGAGACUGGGCCCCAGUGAGUUCAGAAAAGGACAUCGUCUCCCAAGUCUUUUGAAUGGAAACCAUCUCAUCUUUGACAUCUUAGCCAUCCUAAAACAAAACAAAGCAGUUUUGGUACUUUCAACUGAACAGCGUCUCUGUUCAAUUUUCCCUUUUCUACUGAACACAAUUUAAAUUUUACUUGAUGACUCAGAAGGCUCCUGAUUCAGAUCCUCCCUCCUCUUUAAGGCAGUUUCCUUAUGAAGGUUAAACUCUUACGACUAAUUCCUAAGGAAAUCUGAUUAAUACAUAUUCACAAACAUCCUGGUCAUUCUUUAGCGUGCUCUAUUUAUUAAUAAAUAGCAGGUUCUAUUUAUUUAGUCCCUGAUAUAUCUUUGUUUUUAUAAGUCCAGUUCUCAUUUUUCACGUCUUCUCUAUAAACGCUUAUCAUAAAUAAGGUUUUUAGAGAGAGACAUGUUAGAAAUAUCCAUAUUUAACCACUAUCUUUCAAGCAAAUAUGUAAAAUACACUCUGUCACUUUAGUACUUGAUGUCAUCCUGAAGUUAUUGCCUACUAAGUUACGGCCGUCAUGAAGGUAACAUUAAAAUAAUUUGGUUGAAA
This is a messenger RNA of Equus caballus (horse), 3639 nucleotides long. The record is from RefSeq and is a predicted model, not a curated record. Lineage: Eukaryota; Metazoa; Chordata; Mammalia; Perissodactyla; Equidae.